CGGAGCCGGAGCCGGAGCCGGCCGGGCCGUGUGGUUCCGGGUCGGGCGGGAAGAUGGCGGCGCCCAUGGAGCUGUUCUGCUGGGCCGGGGGCUGGGGGCUGCCCUCGGUGGACCCGGACUGCCUGGCCGUGCUGACCUACGCCAGAUUCACAGGCGCGCCGCUCAGAGUUCACAAGGUCACUAACCCGUGGCGAAGUCCCUCAGGGUGUUUACCUGCUCUGAAGACCAAGGAGGAAGGUGUCCUGUCCCAGAUGCACCAGAUCAUCACUCACCUCAGGAAACAGCAAUACAACGCUGACUCUGAUCUCUCUGCGAGACAAGGGGCAGAUACACUAGCCUUUGUGUCUCUGCUAGAGGAAAAGCUGCUACCUGUGUUGAUUCACACGUUUUGGGUGGACACAAAGAACUAUGUGGAGCACACGCGGAAAUGGUACACGGAGGCCAUUCCCUUCCCGCUCAACUUCUUCCUGCCCAACCGCAUGCACAAGCAGCAUCUGGAGCGGCUGCAGCUGAUCUGGGGGGAAAGCUGCUUGGAGGACGAGGAGGAGCUGGAGAAGGAAAUGUACCGCGAAGCCCAGGAGUGCCUGACGCUCCUGUCUCAGCGCCUCGGGGACCAGAAGUUCUUCUUUGGAGACUCCCCUGCUUCCCUGGACGCAUUCGUCUUCAGUCAUCUGGGGCCUCUUUUGAAAGCCAAGCUGCCCAACGGGAAACUGCAGCAGCACCUGAAGUCCCUGCAGAACCUGUGUGACUUUUGCUCCUCCAUCCUCAGCCUCUACUUCCCCUGGGACGGAGGGGACGCCCCCUCCAGCGCCCCCAAGACAUCUGCCUCCGAAGGGACCGAGUCUGAGGAGGAGCCCUACAAACGGCGCAAGCAGAUCUUGUCGGUGCUGGUGGGACUGGCGGCGAUGAUUGGCUAUGCCUUCCUCAGCGGGAUCGUCUCCAUCCAGCGGGGCCCUCCUGGGGCUGCCGGCCCCCGGCCAAUAGCCUUGGAGGAGGAGGAGGAAGAGGAGGAGGAGGAGUGAGGCUCUGGUCUUGGGGCUUUGGUUCUCACUCCUCUCAGUAUCACUUGAACUGACUCUUUUUACAGUGCUGGGUGUGCCUAGUCUGAUUCCUGCAAACUGCCCCUGUGUCCCGGCAGGAUCUAGUGGCCCUGUUCAGUCUGGAUCCUGGCGCUGCUACAAACACCAGCCCAGAUUUCUAGACUGCGUCGCAAGCAGUCUGCCUCCCCCUAAUAAACCUGGAGCGCCCCCUGACGGGCAUCUGUCUGUG
Molecule: messenger RNA, 1269 nt
Organism: Gopherus evgoodei (Goodes thornscrub tortoise)
Lineage: Eukaryota; Metazoa; Chordata; Testudines; Testudinidae
Product: metaxin-1-like
Exons: 8
Coding region: 54-1022 (322 amino acids)
Biological process (GO): mitochondrion organization
Cellular component (GO): SAM complex
Source: RefSeq, a predicted model, not a curated record